Lathyrus sativus (Indian pea) is the source of this 1068-nucleotide messenger RNA. The record is from the annotation of a GenBank genome assembly. NCBI's taxonomy places the organism in Eukaryota, Viridiplantae, Streptophyta, Magnoliopsida, Fabales, Fabaceae.
AUGUUGUCCAUGCUUGCGAGAAAGGCUGCUUUCAUACACAAUCAACGUUUCCUAGUGAAGUUGAGUGCAUUCAAUCUAUGCUACAACUCUCUCACCACUGUUCCCAAUAAGGAUGAUGUUGCUUCAGCGAGUUCUCUAUCCGAACCACCUUCUGAGUAUAAUUCUAGUAGCAACCUUCAUCUUUCGCCGUUUUUGUCCAACUUCAAUCACCCCUCGAGUGGAUUUGAGAUUGAGCUUGUCGACCAUGAUGCUUGGGGGGUCUCCUCUGUGGUGGCACAAGCCUGGCGACAAGGGGAUUUGGCUGCUUCAGAAGCUAUUUCUUGUGGUCAGCGUGUCAUUGAUGAACCCCUAGAUUCUCAUUCCACGGAUGUGGAUGAUGAACUUGAUUUUGAAGACAUAGACAACAUGAGAGUUCGUGGCAGUCUGUUUUAUAAGCUAGAGCGUAGUUCCAUGGAGUUUGAAGAGUAUAAUCUAGAGUUUCACAAGAAGAAAUCAUCCAAGAAGAAAAACAACAAGAAUGAGUUAAUCAGCAAAGCUAAAGAAGCUAAAGCUAAAACAAAGCCAAAUGUGAAUUCCAAUGAUCAGAAGCUUCCCAAAGUUAAUGAUUUUGAAAGACACAGUAAAAGUGUUGUGCCCCGGAUGGACGAAAUCAAUGACGCGUCUCCUGAGAACAAGAGACAGAGGGUUCCCACUUUUAACCAGCUUACAGGUCCUUAUCAUGAACCAUUUUGCUUGGACAUCUAUAUAUCGAAAGCCUCUGUCCGUGCCUGCAUUGUUCAUAGGGUAACUAGCAAGGUUGUUGUUGUGGCACAUUCUAUUUCAAAGGAUCUCAAGUUUGAUCUGGCUUCAACCAAGAAUAAAACCACUUGUGCUGCCGUGGGGAAAAUUCUGGCUCAGAGAGCAUUGGCUGAUGAUAUUCAUGAUAUUAUUUACACUCCAAGAAAAGGAGAAAGGGUGGAGGGAAAACUUCAGAUUGUUCUUAAUUCAAUCAUUGAUAGUGGUAUAAAUGUGAAGUUAAAGAUUAAACAACGACACAAGAAGAAGUCUUUCAGCUCACAUUUUAACUAG